Molecule: messenger RNA, 1254 nt
Organism: Erpetoichthys calabaricus (reedfish)
Lineage: Eukaryota; Metazoa; Chordata; Cladistia; Polypteriformes; Polypteridae
Product: Zinc finger protein 706-like
Exons: 4
Coding region: 99-329 (76 amino acids)
Source: RefSeq, a predicted model, not a curated record
CAACCUCUAUAAGCUCUUUCGAACUAUUGGUUUUCCGCAUUGAGAACGCGCUGAAGAAAGGACGGCGGUACCUACUCGCUGAGACCGGACGUAGCGCCAUGGCUCGUGGUCAGCAGAAGAUUCAGUCCCAGCAGAAAAAUGCAAAGAGGCAGGCAGAGAAGAAAAAACAGCAAGGAAAUGACCAAAAGGCUGCUGCAAAAGCAGCACUAGUCUUCACGUGUCCUGUCUGCAGGACACAGAUGCCUGAUCCCAAGACAUUUAAGCAGCAUUUUGAGAGCAAACAUCCAAAGUCACCUAUGCCAGCGGAAUUGGUGGAUGUACAGGCUUAAAUGGAAGGAAAUGACAAACAGGCUUGAGGUAAUUUUAAAAAUGUUCCUUUGUACAGAUUCUGAAGACUGCAUUUGAACCAAACAUGAACAGAUUAUUAUGAUUCAAGUUCAGAUCUGAGAUGACCACUUGCAUCUGUCUUCUGACAAAUGGACGGGGUGCUUUAUUUUAUUUUAUUUUUUUCCCCUUGGGGUUGGGAGGGGGGGUGACAGAUUGUGGAUCUGUUUACUGAAGAUUUAGUUUUUAAAAAAAUGGAUAUUAAAUGGCAAAUGUAUAUGUAUUCAUGCUGCCAAAAUAACAAAUCUACUUUAGUAUUGCAUUAGCCACAGGUUUUCUUGGUGGUUGUGCAUCAAUUCUGUCGUCCUCGCCUUUUUUUUUUUUUUUUUUUGCUUACCCAACAAUAAGGACUAAAUGUUUUGAUAUUGAUCUUUCUAUCACUAGAAGUAAAAUGGAAAACGUAUUUUAAAGUCAUACAGAUGUUUUAGACUAUUUUCGUUAAACAAAUUAUUUUACAUUUUCAAGUAAAAUUUGAAGUCUUUACAAACAUUAGUUCAAAGUAAAAAAAAAUUAUAUAUAUAAAACCUUAAAAUACCUCAAUGUGAAGAGGAGAGGGGUCUAUCCUUGCCAGGAAAUGUGGUGUUCUGUAUCUUUGAUAUGAGUAUAUUAUGCAUCCAUCCAAUUCAGUGAAAUGUUGGAGUUAAGGGCUAAUGCUGAUGGUGACGGUUUGCCUUUUGAGCAAUUACUUUGUACUACUCAAAACAAUUCAAACUUCUCUUUCUAACUUUACUACUGGGACCCAGCCAUAGCAGACCCAUGCUGAGGAGGAGAAACCAAGGAAAAACAAAACAUUGCUUCAAAGUUGUAGAUGUACCAACACUUGUAGUGUAAAUUUCAAGACUGGCUAACGAAGGGUGUUGUUUUCUUUUU